Molecule: messenger RNA, 679 nt
Organism: Cuscuta epithymum
Lineage: Eukaryota; Viridiplantae; Streptophyta; Magnoliopsida; Solanales; Convolvulaceae
Source: the annotation of a GenBank genome assembly
GGAAAAUGCUAUAAAAAUUGGGAAUUUAGUAGGGAGUUUUAUCAAGGUGGAUCAACAGAAUUUCUCGGUUGAAUGGAACCCUUAUAUGAGACUAAGGGUUUGUAUUGACUUGAACAGGCCUUUAAGGAGGAAACUUAUUCUUCAAUCAGAUGAAGGGGAAAGUUUUUGUGUCAAGUUUAGACAAAAGUGGAGGCUUUCUCUUUGGACCCGAGUUGAGAGCUCCAAAAGGAAACCCAGUCGUGGGAGGCAACAAAUGGCUCGUCCCAGUUGGUAAAGGAAAAGGAAAAGAAGAUGAGGAGGCAAUAGGGUUGGCAAGCUCGGAUGCAGAUGGAAGACCGCAACAGGGGAAGGAUCUUUCUCAUAAUGGAGAUAAGGUGGAUCAGAAGCGAAGACAUGUAGAUCAUGGGGAACAAGAGACCAAACAACAGUAUAUGGACGUGGAGACGGGCGCACCAAAAAACAGGGAGGGGCGGGCUACAACGCCCGCCUGCAAAGCAAUUAGAAGAGGCGCCGGGAGAUGCACAACGGGUGGAAGCUUACAAAAUCCACCACCUGGAAUUUUAUUUUAGUUGCUAUGUUUUUCUUUUUCAGAACUCAAUUGUUUGUUGCUUUCUUGUUUUUAUUUACGGGUGGGUGACGAGGGUUGGUGUUUUCUAAGUAGGUUUGUUAUUGAUGGAGG